AUAUUAAUUGGGAAGGGGAAAAAUUGGCUAUUCCUUUUACCGAUUUGGAUUUAUACUUAUUUGAUAAUGCUUGGAACGUGGACGAACAAUAUGCCAAGAACCGCACCAUAGGGCUAGUGAAUAAAUUAGAAGCCGACCAAUUACAGAAAAUGUUAGGUCUGCCUUCCCGCACCCAAAGACUAAAAGAAAAAACGGAAGUAGAAAU
This is a messenger RNA of Racocetra persica, 205 nucleotides long. The record is from the annotation of a GenBank genome assembly. NCBI's taxonomy places the organism in Eukaryota, Fungi, Glomeromycota, Glomeromycetes, Diversisporales, Gigasporaceae.